Messenger RNA from Nicrophorus vespilloides, 4095 nucleotides. Its product is annotated as adenylate cyclase type 6. Gene Ontology annotation, cellular component: plasma membrane. Gene Ontology annotation, molecular function: adenylate cyclase activity. The record is from RefSeq and is a predicted model, not a curated record. Lineage: Eukaryota; Metazoa; Arthropoda; Insecta; Coleoptera; Silphidae. The transcript is spliced from 24 exons. Bases 382 to 3927 code for a protein of 1181 amino acids. Gene Ontology annotation, biological process: cAMP biosynthetic process; intracellular signal transduction; adenylate cyclase-activating G protein-coupled receptor signaling pathway.
UCCGCUGGAGAACAGUUUUGGCCCCAUCGCAAACGCACGGAGUCGACACUCUGCUCUUCAAUACCUCAGUUCCUCUUAUCACGGAGACGCGCGUAGUCGGACUCUCAUAAUCAUAUUGCGCGAUACUGGAGCGUCCAGACGCCGAUGCCAAGCAGCGAUAUCUCAAAGGAUUCGAACAAUGGACAUACUUCCCAUAUUAAUAUGAGAGCAUCUGCAAACAAUCAGUUCGGAUGUGCAUGGUGUCUCAAUCGGAAUACUGGGAUUUGUUAAAUGGAAACGUAAAUAGGGAUUUCGAAAUAUACGGAUUUUCAAAGCAAAAUAUUGGCGAGUGCCUGCUUGUGUGUUUGAGUGCGUGUGUGUAGUGCGGCCGGCGGAAGGAUAAUGGAGUCUACGCCGAUGAUGAGAUCACUCAGUUCAGACAGUGAAAAGCGUCGCGAUUGGAAACAGCGACUGAGCCUGAGAGAUAAUAGAAGACGUGAUCCUGAAAAUGUAACAAUGCGCAGGGGAGGAGUUCGCCGUUGGACCAGUUUGAGACAGCAUUCUGCGCCAAGUUCUGAAAGAUUGACGGGUGGAGGAAUUUCGACUACUUCUUCAACAACAACAGCAAGUCCCUUGCCACCGGAACCAACGCGAAAGAGUAAUUGGCAAGUCAUAGAACACUACAGUUCCAAAGACAAAGGCAGCCUAUCGUCCAGUUUACUUGCGGUAACCGGACACUGUUCUAGUCCAGAAGCGGAGAAAACGGAAGCGGAAGCUGAACCGCUCGUUUCAAGUGUACCAAAAAAAUACAAGAUUGGUCGAAGAUUCAUGAGGAUCAUGGGCAACAUCUGUAGCACUCACCAAUUUAGGAAUGAACAGGUGGAAAUGCUCUACCAGCGAUAUUUCCUGAAAAUGAACCAAAGCAACAUGACAAACCUGAUAAUGUUGUUGCUGCUCCUUUGUGUCAGUCUAUUGCUGCUUGCGGGGAGCGAUCUAAUUUUCCUUCAUCCCUUCGAUGUUAAGGACCAAAUGGAAAAAUUGAUUGUCUUGAUGGCCACGUCGGCCUGUUGCAUAGCAAUUUACGGCGUUUUAUUGGCAGUCCUUUCGAAGCCAGCCAUGAACGAGGUCUACUUGAUAAUAAUUUCGUACUUUGUUCUUCUGACUUUCCUGACAUUAGAGGUGUGCAUAAGCGUGUUUAGCGGCGUGCAAAGACCGUUGAUUGGUACAGUGUCCGCCCUCACGUGUACCUAUUUGACAUACGCCCUUCUGCCUAUCUGCCUGAAGGAUGCUCUAAUUGCCGGUACGAUUCUAGCCUUUGCUCAUCUGAUGGGUCUCGCCUACAUCGGAGGUGUUCCCGAGCAGGUGGGGAACUGCUUCCUGGUACUGAUGUGCGGGAAUAUAGCCGGAGCUUGCACCCAUUACCCGAGAGAAAUCGCCCAAAGGAAGGCCUUCCUAGAGACCAGGCAGUGUAUAGAGGCCCGUCUUAAAAUCCAACGGGAAAACCAGCAGCAGGAACGCUUACUGCUGUCCGUUCUGCCUAGGCAUGUGGCCAUGGAAAUGAAAGCCGAUAUUGCAGGACAACAGAAGGAAGCGCAGUUUCAUAAAAUCUACAUACAACGCCACGAGAACGUAAGCAUCUUGUUUGCUGACAUCUGUGGGUUUACGACUCUUUCGGAUCAAUGCACAGCGGAAGAGCUGGUGCGCAUCCUGAAUGAAUUGUUCGCCAGAUUCGAUCGGUUGGCCACAGAGCACCACUGUCUGAGGAUCAAAUUGCUCGGGGAUUGCUACUACUGUGUUUCCGGGUUACCAGAGCCAAGACCGGAUCAUGCACAUUGCACAGUUGAAAUGGGAUUAGAUAUGAUCGAUGCUAUAGCUUUGGUUCGUGAGGUGAUGGCCGUGAAUGUGAAUAUGCGUGUAGGAAUCCAUACAGGCCGGGUGCAUUGUGGAGUUCUAGGGCUUCGAAAGUGGCAAUUCGACGUUUGGUCUAACGACGUGACACUCGCCAAUUACAUGGAAAGCGGCGGCAUCCCAGGGAGGGUCCACAUAACAAAGGAAACCCUUCGCUGUCUGAAUAAGGAUUACGAAGUCGAGCCGGGUCAGGGAGGCGAACGCAAUUCAUAUCUCAAAGAUCACAACAUCGAAACUUAUCUUAUCGUCGCGUCUUCUUAUAGAGGUAGUAAACAUUCUCCGCAAAAUUUUUCACUUAACGGCAACGUUUCUAAGGAGAUGAGGAUGAUGGGUCAUGGAGCAGCAUCGAAGAAGACAAACGCGAAGCUGGGAUUCAGUGAGACCGUGGACGAGAAGGACCCCGAGGACGAAGUGAAUGAAUAUCUUAUGAGGGCUAUUGAUGCGAGGAGCAUCGACAGGCUGAGGGUGGAGCAUUGCCGCAUCUUGCUGUUGAACUUUAGGGAUCCGCAGAAGGAGGCUAAGUACACGCGAGAAAGGGACCGGAUGCUCAAUUUGUACUUCUUUUGCUCCAUAAUGUGUUUCGCUGCCGUAUUAUCCGUACAAAUGCUAGCUUUAAAGACGACGUUGCAUCUUCUCUUCGUCGUCCUGCCAUUAGGAAUCCUCACCGUCUUCAUCCCCAUCAUUGUACAUAUAGAUAAAGUAGAUAAAUGUUACAGCGGCCUACUGAGACUCUCGCACCACAUCCAUAACAAUCGAAACGUUGCUCAAGUAUUUUCUCUUAUAAUGGCCUCCUCCAUAUACACCAUGGCUCUCUUCCAGACCAUUUAUGUCCCAGAGGAAAUCCGAUGCUUGAACGUAACACUCCACAGAACAAUCUCGGACAAUCUGACGAACAAAACCGCGGAUCCAUCUCAAACUGUUGCUCAGAAUAAGGAUUGUCUUCCGUAUUUCUUGGUCGACAUGAUUCUUUUACUGGUUCUUUUAUCGAUGAUCGGAUGCGCCGUCUACCAAGUUCUUAUUUCACUUGUCAAGACUGUUAUCUUACUGGCAGCUUUUACUGGUUAUCUUCUAAUCUACAUCAAUUACAACCAUGACGCGGUGACAUCAAUGAGAUUUUUGACAACCUAUGAGGUGACAUUGAGUAUGCAGUAUAUCAGUAUUGUAAUUACAGUCGGGUUCUUAAUAGCGCUUGUAUUGCAUGGACAGCAAACAGAAGCAACUUACCGAUUAGAUUUCGUUUGGAAAUUACAGGCAACAGAGGAAAAAGAAGAUAUGGAACAUCUCGAAGCUUACAACCGCAAAUUAUUGGCGAAUAUACUUCCUGUUCAUGUUGCGGAACAUUUCUUGAGCAGUGAUAAAAACAAUGACGAGCUCUACCAUGAGCAAUGCGAUUUUGUAUGCGUGAUGUUCGCUUCAAUUCCAAACUUUUCCGAGUUCUACGUCGAGUUGGAAGGGAACAACGAGGGCGUGGAAUGUCUGAGAUUAUUAAAUGAAAUAAUCGCGGAUUUCGACGAGAUGCUUUCCGAAGAUCAAUUCAAGUACAUUGAGAAAAUUAAGUCUACUGGAGCCACUUACAUGGCUGCUUCUGGCUUGACGCAAAGCACAUGCGAUAUGAAGGAUUUCAAACACGUAACUGCGAUGGCCGAUUAUGCAUUGAGGAUUAGAGAGCAGUUAGCUGUCGUGAAUGAGCAUUCCUUCAACAACUUCCGAAUCCGGGUUGGGAUUAAUGUUGGUCCCGUUGUUGCGGGAGUUAUAGGAGCGAGGAAACCCCAAUACGAUAUUUGGGGCAAUGCAGUUAACGUAGCCAGUCGCAUGGACAGCACAGGAAUCGUCGAUAAGAUUCAAGUAACAAAAGAGGUUUAUCAAAUCCUCCACGCAAAGGGAUAUCCGCUCACGUGCCGCGGUACCAUCGAGGUCAAAGGUAAGGGCAAUAUGGAGACCUACUUUCUGGAUGGCAAGUGCAGGACAUCGGCAAACGUCACCCUCAAUCCGCUCUGCAACAUUGAUGAAUGUGAUAGCUUCCCGAAGACCAACAUCUAAGUCAAUUAAAGCGCAGCUGCACAUCCCAAUUCCACCACCUCUGUUGAUGUAAGGAAGAGAAUUCAAUUGCUACCGCUUUCGAACGGAUCGCGACUACAACUUCAGCAGGAAAGAAAAGACAGUGUAAAUAAAACUAAACCUAAUUGAAAGAAAAGGAUAUAUGAUAAA